This is a messenger RNA of Penicillium samsonianum, 1938 nucleotides long. Its product is annotated as Lipopolysaccharide-modifying protein. The coding region runs from base 1 to 1938 and encodes 645 amino acids. The record is from RefSeq and is a predicted model, not a curated record. The transcript has a single exon. Lineage: Eukaryota; Fungi; Ascomycota; Eurotiomycetes; Eurotiales; Aspergillaceae. Gene Ontology annotation, molecular function: DNA-binding transcription activator activity; sigma factor activity.
AUGCUCGGCCCGUUCCCUCGGAAUCGCAGGUCAUUUUACCUGCUACUGGCCUGCGCAGCAACCUCCAUAUGCUUCAUCAACAUCCUAUUCCUCACCCAUGUUGUCGACAACUCUGUGAUCCGCCUCCCUAAUCUGAGUCUCUUCGCCGCAACAACAAAACCCGUGUUCGGAGAGUAUGCGCACGAUGAACACCCUAUCGCCGACCUGAUGAGGGAAGCGAAUCUAAAAUGGCUGAAAUAUGAUAAUGGUCGCUCAGCAAGUUUCCGCCGAACAGUCGCCAAAUACCGUGAGACAUAUGGACGACACCCACCUCCCGGUUUCAAGGAAUGGUACAUGUUCGCACGCAAAAAGAAGGCGCAUAACGUGGACGAUUUCCAGCAGAUUACGGGCGAUUUGCGGCCUUUCUGGGCAGUUCCUCCGGCUGAAAUCCGACAGAUGGCAGCAAAACUACAAUCCAGCGACGGCAUUGCAGGUGUGCAAAUCCGCAAUAAGAAGGUUGUUUACUCCCCUAUUGAGGGGUGGAGAGUUGAAACACUGCGGAAGUCGAUUAAACGCAUUGCUCGGUAUCUUCCGGACAUGGAUAUUGCGCUUAAUAUUAUGGAUCAACCGCGAGUCAUGGUUUCGUUUGAGGAUACCCAGGAAUACCUCCGCACCGAAGCCCUCACCAGAAGCUUACCCAGCGAUGCGCAGGAUCGAUUCACUCCAGGCAUGAACCAUCUGUUUAAAAAGGGUUCCAGCAUCGAUGAUCAUGUUGACCCGUCCUGGUUCUCGAUUGCUGGAAAGCUAUACAUGGACUUCGCUAAGGAGUCCUGUGACCCUCACUCUCCCGCUCGGAAUGACAAUCUCACUGUAGAGGAUGCCGAUAAGCUAUACAAAUCGCCCUCGGGUGGGUUUGUCACUAACUUCACUGCUUCCUCUGAUCUUUGUACCGUCGGUCCCGUUCUUGGGGAGAACCAUGGGUUCUUGUUCUCGGCAUCCAGCAACCUUAUCACAAGGAAACUGAUCCCAGUCUUCAGCGAGUGCAAGGUUAGCGUGAACAACGAUAUCCUUUUCCCUGCGAAUAUGUAUUUCAUGAACGACAAGCGGUACGUGUACAAUUCGCGACACGACUAUGACUGGAAAGACAAAUCGGACACUCUCCUCUGGCGCGGCGUCACCUCUGGGGGUGUUCAACUUGCAGAUAAUUGGCAGCAUAUGCACCGCCAACGCUUUGUGCACAUUACCAACAACACUAGUAUGAGAUCAGAGACGGUCUCUAUCCUCUCCGAGACCAGCCUGGGGCAGUAUCGUGCUUAUCCCAACUUCUACCCAAGCAAAUUUUCACUGGACCACUUCGAUGUCGGCUUCACCGAGGCUUGGGGCUGCAUCCCGAACUGCUCCUUCUACGACGAUAUUUGGACCUACAAAAAGCCGAAGGAUUUCAGCGAACAGUUCAAGGCAAAAUACCUCAUCGACAUUGACGGUCACAGCUUCUCCGGUCGGUGGCGCGCCUUUCAGCUCAGCAAAUCCCUGGGGAUCAAGGCAACUAUUUUCCGAGAAUGGCAUGACUCCCGGCUCUUCCCCUGGCGUCACUUCGUCCCCAUGGACAAUCGCUACGAUGACCUAUACGGAUUAAUGACCUACUUCCUUGGUCUAGAUCCACAGGCAUCCCCGGUGGAUGCGUUCUCGGUUAACGAGCCGUACAUCCAGAAGCAUGACUUUGAGGCUGAGGUGAUUGCAUCUCAAAGUCGGGAAUGGGCGCAGCACGCGCUACGCAACGAAGAUCUUGACAUCUAUCUCUAUCUUCUUCUCCUCGAGUACGGACGCAUCAUCGAUGACAAUCGCGAUAACAUUGGGUACAGUGGCGACGGAAGUGAGCUGGACCACUUUGACGAUCAAUAUCCUUUUUCUUCGGCAAUACCGAAUAUCGUCAACCCUCCUCCUCCCCCCGAGCACUGA